GACAGGUCGAUGAUGGCUUUAUCCACAUCAACAACAAGACCACAUUCAACGAAGCAGAGACGGGUGGCGCCACCCUGAACUUGAAGACGCCUGGCGAGUACCAGUGCCCGCCAGCUUCAUCCUUGACAGGCACGUCUCGCGCUGAGCGUGCUGCUGAGAUGGCUGCAGCAGCUGCUGCUGUGGCAGCGCACCGGGGGUCUGACGAAGAGCCUCUCCCAGUACACCUUGCGCUGAUUGGUGGUACUCAUGAGAGGCAGACCUCCGCGAGGAGGGCAUCGUACCACGCCGAGGUUGAAGAGAUGAGACGAGGAAAAGCCUUGGCCAUCAUGCGCGACUGGGCGAGUCGACACGGCCAGCUGGUGCCACGUGCCGGCGAACGCCUGAGCUCGCAAGGGACUGUUGAGGAGUCCUAG
Messenger RNA from Symbiodinium pilosum, 413 nucleotides. Lineage: Eukaryota; Dinophyceae; Suessiales; Symbiodiniaceae. The record is from the annotation of a GenBank genome assembly.